GGUUUUUCCCACUCUCUUUUAUUAUCUACGAUGUCCGAGUCUACGAAAUACGAAAAUCUACUUUCCUCUAUAUCAUCGCUAUCGUGCUGGACACCCGCCAAUGAAUCUGCCUUACUCGAACCAUUUACUUAUAUCACCGCCAAACCUGGUAAGGAAAUCCGUGGUAUGAUGAUCGAUGCGUUCAACGAUUGGCUCGUCGUUCCACCGGACAAACUCAAAAUUAUCAUAAAGGUGGUCAGCAUGUUACACAGCGCCAGUCUCCUUGUCGAUGAUAUCGAGGAUGAUUCACAGCUGCGUCGUGGGGAACCGGUUGCGCACAAGAUAUACGGUGUCCCGCAGACGAUAAAUACCGCAAAUUAUGUAUACUUUCUGGCUUACAAGGAACUCUUUUCUCUCAGAGGACCCGUGGCAGAUUCGUCCGCUAGCGCUGAUACCGGACGCCUGGUCCCAGACAACCUUGACCGUAUUGUGACGGAUGAGUUACUCUCUCUUCAUAGAGGCCAAGGACUCGAAAUAUUGUGGCGUGAUUCUCUGCAGUGCCCGACAGAAGAGGAGUAUAUUGCCAUGGUGAAUAAUAAAACGGGAGGUCUAUUUAGGAUUGCGAUAAAGCUGAUGAUGGCAUGUGCAACCAUCAAUGUCGACGUUGACUAUGUUCCACUCGUCAAUCUAUUCGGUAUAUACUUCCAGAUACGUGAUGAUUAUAUGAAUCUACAAAGUACAGAGUAUACGAAUAAUAAAGGAUUCGCUGAAGAUCUUACCGAGGGAAAGUUUUCAUUUCCCAUUGUACAUGGUGUACGGGCAGACCAGUCAAAUCGACAAGUGUUGAACGUGCUGCAAAAACGACCCUCGACGCCGACAUUGAAGCAUCAUACAAUAGGUUACUUGCGUAGCCACACACGUUCGUUCGAUUACACCUUGGGAGUGCUUCGUACACUUGAAAAGCAGGUACGCCUAGAGGUGGCUCGCUUGGGAGGAAAUCGUGGAUUAGAGCGUAUCUUGGACGGCUUGCGGGUAGAGGGAGACGUCAUCGGGGAUAAAGAAGUCGCCAUAUGAGAUUAUGAGUGUUGAUCCAAUGGUCUUGCGAGGUUGGUGCUGUAACUCCAGCGAAUAUUGUAGGAGAAACCUUAUUAGUGGUUGUAUUUUUAUUAUGAAAGAUGCAGAUUGGGGUCUCGAUGUGACGACUACAACAUUGUUCAGCGUUCUUAAACUACAGUUUGGCUGAAGCGUUAAGAACUCAACAUUUCCUCUGCCCUCUUAGCAGCCUGAUCUGAUGGGAAAACAGGGUAAUCGACUUUUGAUAUCUUCGCAUUCUCGAUCAGAAUCGUUAUCCUCUUCAGUAGCACUUCUCCAUUCGCCUCAAAGGUAGGAAGCUUCAACGCAUUGGUGAUUAAGAGCGAAGAAUCGCUUAAGAUUGGGUAGGGAAGAUGCAAGCGCUCUGCAACCUCGGAUUGGUAUGGCGUCGACU
This is a messenger RNA of Serpula lacrymans var. lacrymans S7.9, 1465 nucleotides long. RefSeq lists its product as uncharacterized. The transcript has 7 exons. Lineage: Eukaryota; Fungi; Basidiomycota; Agaricomycetes; Boletales; Serpulaceae. Bases 31 to 1053 code for a protein of 340 amino acids. Gene Ontology annotation, molecular function: prenyltransferase activity. The record is from RefSeq and is a predicted model, not a curated record. Gene Ontology annotation, biological process: isoprenoid biosynthetic process.